AUGAAAGAUCUAACGGAAUGUCUCGUUCGAGAACAUCAAAAACUGAUUCAAUCUGGUAAAGAAAAAUUAAUUGUCUAUCGAGGAAUGAAGUUGUCACGAGAUCAAAUCGAAAAAUUGAAAGAAAGCGAAGGUCAAUUGUUUUCAAUCAAUGGUAUUUUCACAACAAGUAGUCUUCAUUCAACUGCAUUAAAUCAAAUGAUGAGACAUUCGAAACAAACUAAUCUUUGUUCUGUUCUCUUAGAAAUUCAAUGCGAUAUGAAACAUCUGAGCAACAAUGUCAUUAUUGCUGAUCUAUGUGAAGAAGAACAAGAAACUCUGUUCAAUUCAAAUGUCACUUUUCGAUUGGAGACUAUGAGAAUGGAGGAAGAAGUUUGCUUGAUUCAAAUGACUGUUUCGAAUGAAGGUCAAAUUAUUAAAGAAAAAUACAUUAAAGACUCUCGUCGUCAAAUAAAAGAUCUCAGUGUUAACAUUCUCUUUGGACGAUUGAUGUGUGAUAUGGGUCUAUGGAAUCAAUCACAACGUUUCUUAGAACGUUUAUUGAACAGCUCGAAUAGCAAUAAUGAAGAUCUGGCAAAGAUUGAAUAUAGUCUUGGUAAUGUGCAUCAAUGGAAAGGAGAAUGGAAAGAAGCACGAAAAUAUUAUGAUUGGGCUCAUGAUAGAAUAAAAAGUAUCAAACCACUACGGAUCCAAGAUUCCGUUUAUGUACUCUUUAAUAUUGGUGAGAUUCUCUAUCUAGAAGGAAAGCAUGGUGAAGCUCGUGAUUAUUAUGGAAGAGCAUUGGGUAUUCUAAAAACAAAUUAUUCUUCUAUCACGGUCGAUACACCUUCCUCAUUAAAUCAUCAACUCAUCAGUGUACUGAGCCGUGUUCUCUCAUCGUUCUUGUCGAUUUUAUCGAGUUUGGGUGGAUUCUUUCGAUCUUGCUUCAGAUGGUUUUGCGCUGGAAAAAUUCUCGGAAUUAUUUAUUGGUUUCGUCCGAAAUAUGCAGCAAACCGAAUCGAACUUGUUGACAAACAGUCAAGCCAAACUCAGCUACAAGAAAUAUGUCGAAACGUACGAGAAAUAGACUGGUUACAAACGAGAGAAGUUAACUCAGAUGAUCAUUUGCUUAUUGCUACUAUUCUCCGCAAUUUUGGCCAGAUUUUUGACCGACAAGAAAGACAUGAACAAGCACUUUGCUUUCAUCAACAAGCACUGACAAUGCUUGAGGAAUAUUAUCGAUUUCCUCAUAUCGAUAUCGCUACUAGUCUUUACUAUGCUGGUGCAAGUUUUAAAUGUCAAAAAAAGUAUGAUCAAGCGCUUGAUUUCUGUCAACGAGCAAUGUCAAUCUAUAGUAGAUAUUAUCCAAAUGGUCAUGUAUACAUUGCUUGGACCCUCAGUGACAUCGGUCACAUUUUAUACCUCCAAGGUAAGCAUGAUGAAUCUCUAAAGAUUUUUGAACAAGUAUUACCAAUGCUACAAAAAUAUUAUCCAUCGGGUCAUAUCAAUACAGUUGGUAGUCUUUGCGGAAUAGGAAAUGUUCACUAUGGACAAGGAAAAUAUGAUAAAGCUCUAAUAUGUCAUGAACAAGUGCUGGAAAUUUUACACAAAUAUCAUUUUUCGGGGCAUGACGACAUUAUUUGUACUCUAAACAAUAUUGGUUAUAUAGAAAGGAAGCAAGGAAACUAUGAUGAAGCUCUCAAUUUUCACCGACGAGCAUUGGAAAUGCAGGAGAAAUAUUAUCCAUCUUAUUAUGCUAGCAUUGCUACCACUCUCAACUACAUAUGUAAUGUGCUACUUUGCCAAUUAAAAUAUGAUGACGCUCUAGGCUAUUGUCAACGAGCGUUAACGAUGCAAGACAGCUAUUAUUCUUCGGGUCAUGUUUCUAUGGCUUCGAGUCUCGGUAACAUUGGCAACAUUCUAUAUGAACAAGAAAAAUAUAAUGACGCUCUGGAUUUUCAUCAACGAGCACUCACCACUAUCGAACAACACACACCAUCUGAUUAUUCUUCUAUUGCUUUUUACAUGAACAACAUCGGAAUUAUAUUAUGCAAGCAAGAAAAACAUGAUCAAGCUCUUGACUAUCAUCGACGAGCACUCGACAUACAAGAAAAAUAUUGUCCAUCGUACCAAGGUGAUAUUGCUAAUAAUUUCAAUUACAUUGGUAAUGUUCUCUUUGCACAGGAGAAAUACGUUGAAGCUUUGAAGUCAUAUCAACGUGCACUUGAAAUACAAAAGAACUAUUAUCGAAAUGAUCAUAUGAACAUGACGAUAAUCCUAAAUAAUAUUGGCAAAACAUUUCAAAAACAAAAAAAAGUCGAUGAAUCAAUUGAAUACUAUGAAAAGGCAUUAGAAAUUCAAAAGAAAUAUUAUCCAUCAGGUAGUAUCACCAUAGCUAAUACCAUCAAUCGUAUCGGUCAUUUUCUGUACAAUGAACAGAAAUAUGAUGCAGCAAUUUACUAUUAUCGACGUGCACUUUCGAUGCAAGAAAAUCUCUAUCUUGAUGAUUACAUUGAAAUUUCUCAUACUCUCAGCUUCAUUGGUAACACUCUAUAUGAACAAAAAAAGUACGAUGAAGCUCUUCAAGUUCAUCACAAAGCAUUGGCUAUUCAACAAAAACAUCAUGAAUUUCCAUAUGUCGACAUUGCGAAUACUCUGAGUCGUAUUGGCGAUAUUCUAGAUUGGCAAAAGAAAUAUGAUGAAGCUAUUGAAUUCUAUCAACAAGCAUUAACAGUUCGAGAGAAAUUCGAUACAACUAAUCAUGUUGGUAUUGCUAAUUGUAUAAAAAAUAUUGCAAACAUCCUAACCGAUCAAGGAAAGUACGAAGAAGCAAUUGAGUUCCAACAAAGAGCAUUGACAAUUCAAGAAGAAAAAUAUUCGUCUUGUCAUGAGGAAAUUGCAACAAGUCUGAUGCAUAUUGGUGACAUUCAUUUUGAUCAAAGAAAAUACAAUUUAGCUGUCGACUAUUAUAGACGAGCUUUAGUCAUUCUUGAAAAGUGUUAUCCAUCGGGUCAUGUUGAUAUUGGUAAGUGUCAGGCAUGUCUUGGUAUCACGCUAUAUAAGCAAGCAAAAUAUGAUGAAGCUUUCGACUUCUGUCAACGAGCUAUAACAAUCUAUGAGCAAUAUUAUCCAUCUGGUCAUGUAAACCUUGCAAAUUGUCAAGGCUUCAUUGGUAAUAUAUUGAGCGAUCAAGGAAAAUAUGAUGAAGCUCUUGAUUUUUAUCACCAAGCACUGACAUUUUACAAGAAUGAUCCAUUGAAUCAUUCGAAUACGGUUACUUGUCUGAACAAUAUAGCUAGGACAUUAAAAGAUCAAGGACAAUAUGAUGAGGCUGUCGAUUUUCAACAGCAAGCAUUGACAAUGCUUAAAAGUAACACACCUAAUGAUCAAUUCAAAAUCGCUAUCAAUCUCAAAGAAAUCGCUGUUACACUAUUUCAGCAAACAAAAUAUGAUGAAUCUCUCGACUUUUGUCAACAAGCAUUAAUCAUACUAGAAGAAUAUUGUCCCAAUG
This is a messenger RNA of Rotaria sp. Silwood2, 3487 nucleotides long. NCBI's taxonomy places the organism in Eukaryota, Metazoa, Rotifera, Eurotatoria, Philodinida, Philodinidae. The record is from the annotation of a GenBank genome assembly.